AUGCCCGCACUGGUCCGCAAGUUGGCCGGCAACAACGUCGUCCCCGGCGUGUACCGGCCCGUCCGAAGCCUCCCGGCCCUUCUCUCUCCUGGAUGCUGCUGUCAAGGGAACACAGCACCACGUCUAUCGGUGCGAAAUGGGAUGUCGGAAUUCCGCCUGGAGGCAGCGGCAAAGAGACCGCGGGUGACGGGCACCCUCUCAGACGUCCAAAGCGCGCCUUCGGUUACGGGUUCCGGCCAGGAGAACGAGGCGUACGAGCACUACGACCCGGGAGUGUAG
Colletotrichum graminicola M1.001 is the source of this 279-nucleotide messenger RNA. RefSeq lists its product as uncharacterized. Bases 1 to 279 code for a protein of 92 amino acids. Lineage: Eukaryota; Fungi; Ascomycota; Sordariomycetes; Glomerellales; Glomerellaceae. The transcript has 2 exons. The record is from RefSeq and is a predicted model, not a curated record.